UUUGAAGUCUAAAGUGACGGUCUAACCAGAGCAGAGGUAACACGGUCAAAUGUUAAGCUCUGGUUCUGGUUUAUAGAAAGCGAAUAAUAGUUUUCUGAGCGCGUGGUCUGCAUUCACCCGGGAACAUGUCCGCCGUUAUUCCUCGCAUCGAGCAGCUUUCCUCCAGAGUGGUCCGUGUUCUGGGCUGUAAUCCCGGACCUAUGACGCUGCAAGGGACCAACACUUACCUGGUGGGCACGGGGAGAAGGCGUGUGUUGAUUGAUACAGGGGAGCCUUCCGUUCCUGAGUAUAUCAAUAAUCUAAAGGAAGCUCUGCACCAGAAUGACACCUCCAUCCAGCAAAUCCUUGUUACACACUGGCACCAUGAUCAUGCCGGAGGAGUACCUGACAUCUUCACACACAUACGCAAAGACUUGGAGGUGAGUAAACUCCCUCGCUCUCCCUCUCAGCCAGAGGGGAUUGGAGAGGAGAAGAGGAAAUACACUUACUUGAAGGAUGGAGAUGUGAUAAAGACUGAGGGGGCUACUCUACGGGUGUUGUUCACCCCAGGCCACACUGAUGAUCACAUGGCUCUGUAUCUGGAAGAGGAGAAGGCAGUGUUUUCUGGAGACUGCAUACUGGGGGAGGGAACGGCUGUGUUUGAAGACCUACAUGACUAUAUGCUCUCACUGCACACACUACUUGAUGUCAAUGCUGACCUCAUCUACCCAGGUCAUGGUCCUGUUGUGUUGAGUGCAUGCAGUAAGAUCCGGCAAUACAUCACUCACCGUGGUGCUCGCGAGCAGCAGAUUUUGGACGUGCUCAGACAUAAUGCUGCAGAUGCCUUCAGCUCCUCUGCCCUGGUUAAACUGGUUUAUAAGGACACCCCUGAGCACUUACAUCGUGCUGCAGAAAUCAACUUGCUUCAUCAUUUAAAAAAGCUACAGAAAGAGGGAAAGAUCUUUCUGGUUGGAGAUUCAGAGAAGUGGAAAAGCAACCUGUGACUGCCUGCCACUGAUGGAUAUUAAUGAUGAACAAUGAUUCAAUUUAACAGAUAUAGUGCCUCUGUGGAUACUGCUUAAUGCAGUAAUAUAGUCCAUAUGUUAAGUGCUCAGUGUCUUUGGUUCACAUUUUAUCUGAAUUUUUACACUUAGUCUACUUACUUGCCUUUUCAAUAAAUUCAUAACAUUACGAUGUUAUCUGGUGCAUGCAUAAGUUCCUCAGUAGUCUGGCCUAGUGCUAGUACUUUAAUUCAAGGAAAAUAUUAUUGUGGCUAUUAGUUGUAUGUAUUUUGUACAUUAUUAAUACAGGUUGUAUCAACUGCCACUACACUGUACAUCAUUGACUGAUUAUGGCCAUUGGGCUUUGCUACAUUGCAUGCCAACAUUUUAUAUGGUAUUCUUUUGGAGAGAGAAAACUGCUUCAAAUGGCUAGACUGUGACUGCUGUGUUAUCCAGGCAGAAUUCUGUAAUUAUUGUUGUAAGCCGUUUCAUGGAAUUGUCAGCCCCUUAUCUACAGAGCACAGACUGCACCCCACAGAGGACUGGCUUAGUGAAGGCAUUUACUCACUGAUAAGGAGGCAGUGAUGUGACCAUAUUUGAGGAAUAAAUACAAACGCCAUUUCCGGAAAA
Messenger RNA from Pygocentrus nattereri (red-bellied piranha), 1610 nucleotides. RefSeq names its product lactamase, beta 2 (gene lactb2). Gene Ontology annotation, molecular function: single-stranded RNA binding; RNA endonuclease activity. Gene Ontology annotation, cellular component: mitochondrial matrix. NCBI's taxonomy places the organism in Eukaryota, Metazoa, Chordata, Actinopteri, Characiformes, Serrasalmidae. The record is from RefSeq and is a predicted model, not a curated record. The transcript is spliced from 7 exons. Bases 126 to 983 code for a protein of 285 amino acids.